AUGCACUUGCUCUCGUCACUUCUUCAUCUCCUACCUCUACCAUCUCCCCCAACCCUCUGCCCUCAGCACUAUGUCGUUGCCUCUGUUCUCCCUAGCCCAGUCCUCUGCUUGCAAGUGCCCUACAAGCUGGCACUCUGCCUUCAACAACUAGACAAAAAACAUCGUUGCACUCGUGUCGCCCUAUCUCCUGUUGUGAUGUCUGUGCUGAGCCCCAGAACGCCGUCCCCUCCCGGUCUCGACGUGAAGCUGCGAGCAAUAGACGACGAGCACGCGCUCGCGACAGUACCAACGUACGACCACUCUCAUGGUACAGCUCUCUCUUCGACACCGUACGCGCUCUCCUUCCCCACCCACCAUCCCAUGCUUGUCAUCACCCUUGAUGGGUCCACACCGCACUGGCCACCACUCGCCCCUCCUGAGCCGAGCCCGUCCACGCCAUCCACUUCACCCUCUCCCUUCGGGCCAGAACGUCCCAGAGAUACACCUUUGCAAUCCAUAACGACGACUCAGUUCACUGCUCCUCCAAUUGUACGUCACAAUCAGAGUAUACAGCGUGCACGUACUGAUACAGCUUCGUCUACAGCCCAAAUCAGCUCGUUCAACACUUCGGAUCUCAACUCCAGUGCACCACUCAUACUUGCUACACGCUUCGCACCUCAACCUCCAAAACUUGCUCAACCUCACAAUUCACACGCGCAUGCAAUUCAACUUGCAGGGACUGAGCGACGACCAAAGUGA
This is a messenger RNA of Fomitiporia mediterranea MF3/22, 738 nucleotides long. RefSeq lists its product as uncharacterized. The transcript is spliced from 4 exons. Lineage: Eukaryota; Fungi; Basidiomycota; Agaricomycetes; Hymenochaetales; Hymenochaetaceae. The record is from RefSeq and is a predicted model, not a curated record. The coding region runs from base 1 to 738 and encodes 245 amino acids.